This is a messenger RNA of Micropterus dolomieu (smallmouth bass), 648 nucleotides long. RefSeq names its product venom prothrombin activator porpharin-D-like. The record is from RefSeq and is a predicted model, not a curated record. Lineage: Eukaryota; Metazoa; Chordata; Actinopteri; Centrarchiformes; Centrarchidae. Gene Ontology annotation, biological process: proteolysis. Gene Ontology annotation, molecular function: serine-type endopeptidase activity. The transcript has 2 exons. The coding region runs from base 155 to 571 and encodes 138 amino acids.
AGUGCUUAUGCUAAGCUAAGCUAACCUGCUGUUUAUAUUUAUCUUACAGACAGUUAUUAGCGUGGUUUUGAUCUUCUCAUCUAACUCUCUGCAAGAAUGUGAAUAAGCACAUUUCCCUACGUGUUACAUUUCUCGCCUCCUCUUGCAGGUGCUGAUGAAGCAGCAGGACGGCAUGGUCAGCGGUUUCGGCCGUCUCGGCGAGGGUCGGCAGCCGUCCACCAUCUUGCAGCGCCUCACCAUGCCCUACGUGGAUCGGCUCACCUGCAUGGAAUCCACCCAGUUGCGCAUCUCUACUCGCAUGUUCUGCGCCGGCUACGACACAAUAGCCAAGGACGCCUGCCAAGGUGACAGCGGCGGGCCGCACGUCACUCGCUACCAGAGCACCUAUUUCGUCACCGGCAUCGUGAGCUGGGGCGAAGGCUGUGCACGCAAAGGCAAAUACGGAGUCUACACCCAGGUGUCCAAGUACAUCGGCUGGAUCCAGGAAGGCAUGAAGAAGCUAAUGCCCAAAGAGAAGAGUGGCAGGAGGGCGAAGAGGCACCACGGCCCCAUCAAGAGGCUGUUUCUGUAAGACGGCGGAUUUCAUUUUUCUUCUCAAGUCCACUGAGUAGAGCCACACAUUGUUCUUCUUAUGUAAUCACUGAUUUU